Messenger RNA from Blepharisma stoltei, 1511 nucleotides. Lineage: Eukaryota; Ciliophora; Heterotrichea; Heterotrichida; Blepharismidae. The record is from the annotation of a GenBank genome assembly.
AUGUCGUCAUACGAAAGAUUGAAUAGCGAUCAAGGAGUUGAAAGUGAAAGACAAAGAUGCUCAAACACAAAUAAAAUCUCUUUAUUUGUAUGGAUAGCUGUACUUAUUUUGGUUGGAUCUGUAAGUGGAGCUCUGACAAGAUCUCAGAUUAAAAAUUGGUAUACCACAUUAAAUCGCUCCCUCUCUUACGCCACCAAAUAUUAACUUAAAUAUAGAGAAGUCCGUAAUUCCCUACCUCGACCAGUAACGCCCCACUCGGCUGUUCACCAACAACUUUCUCACGGCCUUUAAAGUGUUGCUACUUCUGUACGAGGAUGUGCACUCGCUAUCCGAAGUUGUAUGAGUUGCCCUACCGUGCCGUUCACCAACAGAGUUGUCUUUUCCGAAAAUUUGAAAAACAAAUUUUCUGGUCUGACUCACGACCAAAAUGGAAAUCCAAAGCAUGGGACGUAUCCCAGUUUCACGCUAGAAAGUUGCCCGAUUGACCAAGUGGAUGUCCUUGGUAUAGCUGAGCCUCCCCUUUCCAACCUUGGAAGCCAUUUCCCCUGAGCUAAAAACCUUGACAUCAGAAUGGGCUGCGGUCAACCAAAUUUUACGCUGCGCUCCACUGCAUCAAGGAAAACCCUAGCCAGAUACACACACCGAUCACCAGACUCCCUUCCAUAAGGUCCCGACAUAAUUGGCUACAGGUGUUAAGAAAAAGGGCUGGUUCGCCGUCGCCAUUUUAAUAUAUACCCCUCUUACGCCACCAAAUAUUGUGUUUCCGAUUGCUUGAACAACUUUGUACACAAUGAUAACAUGAUAAUAAAAUGGCUCAGUGCGGAAUUAGUUCUCUCCGAGGACUAUUCCUCCCUUCGCUUUUAUUAUUAUUAUGAGGUUUAGCUCUCCACAUGGACUUUUAUCCGCAACACUAAUAUGGAAUACUGCAUAGGGUAUUUAUUUGGUUAAGUAUUAAGAGACAUAUGGUUCAUCUGCUUGACACACCCGAGUAGGGUGACCCUUAGGUGAAACACACGCAGAAGUCAAGUUCGGGCGAGGCAACGCGGCUAGUGCUGACCUUCUGGUCUGACGAGAGUGUCUUCUGAAACCCUUGCUAAACAAGAUGGCCGCUGACGUCGCCGGUUGGGAGUUAAAAGGAUGGGCUUAUACAUGCCUAAAUCAUCCUGAAGAGGAAAGACGCUUAAAAUGCCUGAGUAAUUAAUGUAACGUAUACAAUGAUAGCUAUAUGCGGCUGGAUGAUUUGGAAAGCACCAUUGUUCCCUAAGAUCAAGCUUAUCAAGGAAUUAUACGUGCUGCAGCUAAUUCUGAACUGGAGCUGGACGCCCUUGUUUUUUUCUUUUCAUUUGACUGGCUGCUCACUUUUAGUUAUAGUGAUUAUGGAUGUCGCUGUUAGCUUAAUUAUUUAUUUGGCUUAUCAAAACCUUAGAAAAGUCUCAUAUCUCAUGACUCCUUAUUUACUGUGGAUUUUAUUUGCCACUUACCUAAACUUUUAUAUAUGGCAACAUAAUUAA